This is a messenger RNA of Linum trigynum, 1017 nucleotides long. Lineage: Eukaryota; Viridiplantae; Streptophyta; Magnoliopsida; Malpighiales; Linaceae. The record is from the annotation of a GenBank genome assembly.
CUCAACUGCAAGUGCUGCAAGCUUUUUAGCACCUAAGGAAUCUGUCACACAACUUCGUUCCCCGUUUCUUCCUCAGCCUCAGCAGGGGCGAGUACAAGUCUUCUCCACGUCGCCCCAGGACUUCAGGGAGGCAGUAGAAGCUCUUGCAGCAGGUGGAUGUCCAUCUUUCUUGUCUACUCUAGCUGGGAAAAAGAAGGAUGCUUUAAGAGACUACUUAACCAUGUCAUUGGAACACAUUCACUUCCUGCCGAAUGGGUUCCUGAGCAUCGAGACCGUUGUCCAUUCCCUGUUGGGUAAACACGCAGCCAGUUUGCCUCUGGACGAGCAGAUUGCGCUGCAAGCUAUCAAGCAUUCCUUGGCCGAGUUGAGCCGAAGCUUUCCAGGUAUAGUGAAGAGCAUGGAGAAUGCAGAAGCUGAGAAGGCGGUGCUCGUGGUGAAAUCGAUGGAGGUCGAAGUGAGGUUGGCUUUUGGAGAACAAGAGCUGGCUUCCGUUGAAGCUGAGUUCUCCAAGGUUUUGGAGGAAGAGGAGAUUUUGGAUGCGGAAAUCCAUUCCUUGAUUGCCAAGAAAUUGGAAAUGAUUGGUGCACGUGUUGGCUUCGAAUAAUUAAACGUAUAGGAUAGAUGGAACCAGCCAUGUUUAAAUAAGAUAUACUAGCUGAACUCAUAUACACAUGAGUGGCUGGUGAAACUGAACUUAAUGUUCACAUAUAUGCAUAUGCUUAUUUUCGGCAUUGAUUCGAAAAAACUUGUUCUGCAAUUCGAUAUUAAUGAAAAUCCAACAAAUUCGUACAUUCAUCAUAGUUGGUAAUCCGACUCCCAUCACAUGCACAACAAGUGCGGUUAGAAACCGAAUAAGAAAAUUAAGAUUACCGAUCUAACUGAGGCACAGACUGAAUUGGAGAAGUUCGGUAGUUUUUCGUUGUAAGUAGUAGAAACAAUCUACAACCACUCAUUUGGCGAUAGUACAAGCCAUCCUCAUCCAGACUAGCAAGCAUUCAAUAAGUGAACAGAUUAAAA